Messenger RNA from Hemiscyllium ocellatum (epaulette shark), 7295 nucleotides. RefSeq names its product rab11 family-interacting protein 1-like. Gene Ontology annotation, molecular function: small GTPase binding. The transcript has 7 exons. Gene Ontology annotation, cellular component: intracellular membrane-bounded organelle. The coding region runs from base 101 to 3577 and encodes 1158 amino acids. The record is from RefSeq and is a predicted model, not a curated record. NCBI's taxonomy places the organism in Eukaryota, Metazoa, Chordata, Chondrichthyes, Orectolobiformes, Hemiscylliidae. Gene Ontology annotation, biological process: regulated exocytosis.
GAUUCAAUGUAGCGAGUGCCGGCCAGAAGUAGCGAAGCAGCUGGAGAGUGACAACCUGCAGGAGCGGUGCCCAGGGUUCGUUGCUCAGGGCAGUGCCAGCAUGUCUUUGUUGGCGCAGAGCCAGCAGUGGUACCCGACGCACGUCAAGGUGGUGGUGAUCCGGGCUCGGGGCCUGAGGAGCAAGGGCAAGGAUGGCACCAACGACGCCUACGCCAUCAUGCAGCUGGGCAAGGAGCAGUACUCCAGCUCGGUGGCGGAGAAGACCGCCGCCCCCCAGUGGCGGGAGGAGGCGGAGUUCGAGCUGCCCCCGCUGCAGUCGGGCCGGGGCGAGAAGAGCACUCUGCGCCUGACCGUCAUGCACCGGGCGCUGGUGGGGCUGGACAAGUUCCUGGGCCAGGCGGCCAUCAGCCUGAGCGAGCUGUACGGCAACAAGACCCGGAGCAAAGUCGGAUGGUACAAACUGUAUUCCAAAGCCGGGAAGGCGGAUAAGGAGAGGGGCGAGAUCGAGGCCGACAUCCAGUUUGUGCGCAACAACAUGACGGCCAGCAUGUUCGACCUGUCGGCCACGGACAAAUCCCGCUCCACGCUGGGGAAGCUAAAGGACAGGCUCAAGGGCAAGAAGAGAGGCGGCUUCUCGGACUCUGCGUCCGCCAUCGUGCCCAGCCUGGGCAUGGUGGCCGACAGCGAUGGCGAGGACGAGCUGCCCACCAGCAAGGCAGCCACCACCUCCAGGCUCAAGAAGCUCUUCCCCAAGUCCAACCUGCAGCGCAGCUCGCUCUCCCAGUCCAUGUCGGUCAUCCCCACCGCCCCCUCCUCUCCACCCGGGGGCAUCAGGGACAGCCAAGGCUUCACGGAGAUAAAGCUACAUGAUUCGGCGGGAGAGGAGACCUCCCCAAAGGGCCUGCACGUCCCCAAGAUUCUGAGCCACAAGCGGGCGGCCAGCGCUGACAACAAGCAGCUGGACCUGGUGCUGCCAGGGAACGCCAGGAAGGAGCCUCUCUCAUUGUUUGGGGGCCUGAGGCCCAAGAGUGACCCGGUGUCCCAGUCCAACCUUUGCAUCAACGGCAGCCAUGUCUACACGGAGGAGCCAGCCCCGGCCGUGACCCCAUCCAGACCCAGGCCCGAGCCCAGGAGCCACUUCUACGCCCCCUCCCCCGAAGAGGGCUCGAGACCGGACAGCCCCUCCCCCCGUGGGGCGGCUGACCCCCCGGCUCCCGGCUCGGGCAAGGGGGCACCGGACGCCGGCGACGAGGGGCGGGCCCGCUCGUUGAACCCCUUCGAGGCUGAGGAGGAGGAGGAGGAAAAAAGGGGUCAGACGGCGGAGCAGGAGGGCGGACAGGAGCUGGCGCCCGAGGAGCCCAAGCCCCAGGCCAAGAAGGAGGAGGCCCGGCGAGGGGGCCUGAUGUCCCUCUUCCCCAAGAAGGCAGAGGCCCCCAGAGCCCCCGAGGGGAAGGACCCCCACGGGCUGUCCGAGGAGGGCCGGGGGGAGGUCAAGAAACCGACGAGCACCUCGGUGUGGGCAAGCAGGACGGCGGCCGUCAAACCCAAAUUGGAGGUGUCUCCGAAGGCUGAAACCGGAGCCGGAACCUGGUCACCCUCUCCCCCGCCCCUCUCAGCUCAGGCCCACCCCUUUGACCCGACCCCUCCCAUGGGAUCAAGGAUCCCCAGCUCCCCCGGCCUCGGGCCCCUGGUCCUCCAGGACGUCCCGUCUCUGCGCUCCCCCUCCUCAGACUCCAGGACAACAGUGUGGGCCUCCCCGCUGCCCCCUCUUCCCAACUCUUCCUCCUCAUCCUCGUCCUCCUCUCCUCAUACCUCGGAGGCCUCCAUCAACCUCAAAAGGCAGAGGGCGCCAUACAGGGAGGGCAACAGGAUGCCCGCCGAAGACCUCUUUUGGGAGUUGACCCAUGGGAGCACAGGGGCGGGUGGGGGCCAGGGGUCGCCUGGGAGCCCGAGGAUGAUGGGAGAGGGGUCGGAGGGCGGGGAGACACGGCCCCCAUCCCAGGAUCCCAGGCUGACUGGCACCCCAGAGCCAUGGGCCUCUCUUCGCCCAGACUCCUCACCCCUGUCCCCAGGGGGCGCUGUCACCACCACCUCCUCGUCCCCAGGGAGCCCUGUCUCCACCACUUCCCUGUUCCCCUCACCCCAGUCCCCAGGGGACACUGUCUCCCCCUCACUGCCAUCCCUGGGGGGCGUUGUCUCCUCCUCACCCCCGUCCCUGGGAGGUGCUGUCAGCCCCUCCUCCCCAUCCCCAGGGAGCCCUGUCUCCACCACUUCCCUGUUCCCCUCACCCCAGUCCCCAGGGGACACUGUCUCCCCCUCACUCUCAUCCCCAGGGGGCGCUGUCUCCUCAUCACCCCCGUCCCUGGGAGGUUCUGUCGUCACCACCUCCCCGUCCCCAGGGGGCGCUGUCUCCCCCUCACUCCCGUCCCCAGGGGGCGCUGUCUCCCCCUCACUCCCGUCCCUGGUGAGCGCUGUCUCCCCCUCACUCCCGUCCCCAGGGGGCGCUGUCUCCUCCGCCCUCCGGGAGCCCCCUGCAGUCCCUCCGAGGGGCGGGACACCCACACCAGGGCUCCCUGUCCCGGUGCCCAGGGGCGCAGCCCGGGUGGACCCACCCCCUUCCCCAGAAGGCCAGCCCGGCUCGGCCCCUCCCCCUCGGGGAAGGGCGCCUGGCUGUGAGAAUGCCGAGCACCCCAUCCCGGAGACCACGGGAUGGAAGGAGAACGAGGAGGUCCCUCCGGACACCCCUGAGCUUCCUCGCGCACCGCCCGCUCUCCCGGAGGAGCCCCUGGCUCGGAAUGGUGACCCUUCCCACACGGACAAGAUGGCCGCCGGGCCGGCUGGGGUGGUGGGGUGGCAGGGCGGCCUGGCCGAGGGAGCAGCGGCCCCGGAGCAGCCUUUGACCCAGCCGACCCCCGCGGACCCUCGCUGGGAGCAGUCCCCGAGCCCGGUCGCCCUCGCCCCCUCCCUCCUCCCGGCCCCUCAUGCUCCUUCACCUCCGGCCCUGUCGCUCCUCCUCUCCCCGUCCCCCCCGCUGCUGUCCCCCUCGUCCUCGCCCACGAUCAGUGCCGCUCGCUCAGCGAAUCCUCCUGAACCGGGACUUUCUGACCGGAAGAGGCUGCCUCAGGCUAAAGUUUUGCCCACGGAGACACAGCCAAUCGAUUCCCUGAACAGCGAGUCAGCUGUACCUUCCAGCCGCAGGCCUCAUCCCGUCAAGCCCAUGACCAAUGCCGAGCCCAAGCUGCACAACGUGAGCUCCGAGGAGACCCUGAAGACCCGCUUCAAGGUGGUGGACGCCAUCAUGACCAAACCUUCGGGACGGGCGGCGGUGACCCUGAGUGAGAGACUGACCUGUCCGAAGGACUAUGACCCAUCGGACCCAGCAGCUGCCUAUGCCCAGCUGACCCAUGAUGAGCUGAUCCAGCUGGUGCUUAAGCAGAAGGAGACCAUCUCCAGGAAGGACUCUCACGUGCAGGAGCUGGAGAGCUACAUCGACAACCUGUUGGUGCGGGUGAUGGAGGAGACGCCGAACAUCCUGAGGGUCUCGUACCAGCCCGCGAGGAAGGCCGAGCGGGUGUGACCGAGGGGGUGGGGGAAUCUGAUCUCCCCCCACCACCACCGUGCUGCGACCUGAGCCAUUACACGUCCUGCUUUACAACUGGUCCCAGCCUGGAGCGUGGUUUGAUUUUUAUCAUGACUGCUGUUGACGGAUUGCAGCCUGUCCUGUGUUGAGUGUGUUUGGUCGCUUCCCCUCCCCCGUUCCAAGUGGCGACCGGAGCCCCCUUCCGACAGCGCCGCUAGCCCUCCCCUCCCCCUCAAAAAAGAAGGAAGUCUCGCUCCGAGUCCCUCCACCUGACCCAAUGCAGUCUGCGAUCAGGGAGCGGAGGGGUUUGGUCAGAGCACAAUCGUACCCGAGUUAAAAACACUCAAAUUCGGGGUUGGGGGCAACUCCAAACAAGCAUCAUCUCCUUCCCCCCCGCCCAUUCUUCCUUGGUCUGUUACCUUUAACUCCUGCGACCCACCAAAGCUUAUAGACAUCUGAAUCUCAGAGGUACUCUGGGGCUUUCGGACUGAGGGGUGAGUCAGUGCAGAAGCAAAUGAUUAUUUUUGUUUUGUUUUAGAGGUGUGUGUCUUAACAAUCUAGUUUUUUUAGAAGGGGUGUGUGGUGAUGGGUUGUCUUGGAGCCGAUUUUAGCUUCUGCACCACUCCAAAAUGAUCCUCUUGUCUCUAUACCUCCCGUUAUUAUCUUUGCCAAAUCCAGUGCCUUUCUCUCCAAAUGAACACAAAUGGACAACGUUUGGCGUUUAAUCAUAGUUUGCCGUGAUUUUGUUUUCUUUUUUUGAGGAUGCGUGAUUUUUAAGACUUCACUGACUAAUGGUUAAUCAUCGCUGACCAGCCAUCUGAAAGGGGUCUCUGGGUGUACUGUCUGUCCAAAAGAGAGUUGACUUGCUGUAACAGCCACGUUACUGUAACUGACGCUCAGUAGCAGCAGUGGGUACCAUCUACAAGACGCACUGCAGCAACUCCCCCAGGCUCCUCAGACAGCACCUUCCAAACCCCACGGCCACUUCCAUCGGGAAGGACAAGGGGGCAGCAGGUACAUGGGAACACCACCCCCCUGCAAGUUCCCCUCCGAGCCCCUCACCGUCCUGACUUGGGAAUAUAUUAGCCGUUCCUUCAGUGUCGCUGGGUCAGAAUGCUGUGUGUGUGUGGGGGGGGGGUCCCUACCCCCCACAGACUGCAGCGGAUGAAGGGGCAAUAAAUGGAGAUCUUGUGAAAUAAUUUUUUGGGGGGAGAAAAAUGAACAGUACUUGAAAGUAUGCCCAGCUUGGGAUGGUGGCUAUGAAGUGGUCAUGUGAGCAAAUUGACCUUUGAACCUCGCUGUUCUGGUGACCAGUUUGGAGCGUGGCACUGUAAUAUAAUGGAUUUGAGGCUCUGGUUUGGAGGGUUGGGGGAUGGAGAAAAAUGUUGGAUUGUCUUUGUAAAAGGUACUGAAAUCACAAACAAAAUGUUGGGACUUCCAGCCUUCAGCUGGAUACCUGACUCCUCCACCCUUUGUCUUCUCUGGGCCAAGUUAUUUUUGGUGAAUAGGCGACAGUUAUUCACCAGCGUUUUAGGGCUGGUGUUGUAUAUUAAAAUUACUGCAGAUUAUUUUAUAUAAUUUAAUAAAUAUAUUAUAUAUAUAUAUAUAUAUAUAUAUAUAUAUAUAUAUAUAUCUAUAUAGAGAGAGAUUUACAAGUAGGUACAGAAUCCCCCCAUUACCUGAUGUGGCACGGUGCAACGGUUUUGACUUUUGAGAAGCAACGAGGUUUGUUUUCCAAACGUUUGUUGGACACGGACCGAGAGAUUCCGAUACCUCCAAUGGUUUGUCAACUUGAAGUUGGGAUCCUGGCACCCAACCCGCACUCCACCCACGUCCCCCUGCACUGAACCUAACAGCGCAAACAUGAUGUGUGCCACCUCUGGACUUUAUUCCAGGCGAGCGACUGUGGGCUCGAGACUGACAGAGGCGAGGCAACAUCUGGCCAACCCUGUGUAUAGAACCGACUCUGCUCCAAGUGACGCUGUGACUCACUGCAACACUCUCCAUCACCUUGGCUUGGAUGGCCAGUUUGGAAUGUUCGUGACUCCCGACUCCCCCCCCCCACCCCCCCCCCAUCCUCUUUUUGGAAAUGGUCGGUUUUCACCACGUUCCCGCUUUCGAUCCGAGGGGGCGCCCCUUUUCUGGAAACGGACCCCAAAGAAGGAGCUGUCCCGUCAUCGAACGCAUGGAGCCCUCGUGUGAGCAACGCAAUGGAAUCGAGUUUGUGUGUUCCAAGGGACGGCAGAGAGAAGGAAAAAGUUUCCUGGGAUCAUUGCGUGAAAAGUUGAUGUUUGAAUUGCUCUCGUUCUCGUUGCAGAUUUGUUCAAGGGUCUCUUGGGUAUUAUGUGAGCAGCCCAGAGAAGGCAACGAUCCAAUCUGGGAGAGCUCCACUGGAAAGCACCGUGACUGACCCCUUUAUCCCUGAGACACGCUUUGCAGGUUGACUUUACCAUCCGAGUAUUUGGUUAGGAAGGCUUCCAAAUGUCUGUGCUGCUAUACACAACUGCCGAUAAUCACCAAUGUUUCUCUCAGAUGAUGGUGGUAUUUUUAGUUGGGGGGGGUUGCAGGUUUGCACAAUCAGGGAGGUUACCUUGGGUUCCGGGUCCGACUGAGAUCGGCUUAUCGAUCGGCCGAGGGUUAAAGCUAACUUUCCCAGAAGUGUUCAGAACCUCGUGCUGCUUGAAGCCUCCCCUUUGUCAAGACGUGUACGUCUUGUAUGCCAUCAGGACACCUGGCAAUUUGAAGGGCAGUGGAGCAAGUUGGUAACUGCUCUCUUUAAUACUGUUUGAGAAGGAAGUGCACUGACUGCUUGCCAAGUGAGCUGGGGUAGAGGUGUCAACCCCAGAGAACGUACCGGCAGUUAACUGCCAGGCCUCGGUUUCAGUUUAUCAAGUGGGCCUCGGGACUGUGCGAGUUGAAAAGCUUUGCUAAAAAUGUGUCUUUCCAGCCACACUGUGAAAAGGUUGGGGAUGGGGGAGAAAGAAAGGGAAUGGGUGACCUAGUCUUAGGCUCAUGUUGCCUCUGCAAGGGAUCAGCCUGAUGAUGAGUUUGGCCCUUCCUUUCACAUGCUUUCCUCAUGUGACUGAGACCAAGGUAACGCCCAAGUCUCAUUCCUCACCUCACUUGCUAGAACACUAUAAUGUUGGGUUAGAGAAGCUGCCUUUCCAUGUUGAUAAUUCAUGUCGUGUCCGGUCUGGGUAUGGUUAACCUCCCCUCCCACCUCGGUGCCGCAAUGCAGCCAAACCCUGGCUCAGACUGCUACCGUUGAGCCUGUCCCCUCUUCCCACCCCCACCGUCUCUGGAGGUUAGCUCAUUCAGUCAUGAUAUGUCCUGCUGGCCCCCAAUUUAGAUCAAGGCCUCAGAGCUGCCUUUCUGAGGAACAGUGCUGCAGAAGGUGGCUUUCAGCAAUGAGAAACCUUUUCACAAGUAUGUUAUUUUCCUUUUUGCAAGUCUCUGGUGGAUGGUGGGGAUGGCAUUGCCAGGGAGUCUGGUGCCGGUUUCUGUCUCACCCGUUGAGUAUGCGGUUUGCUUGUGUAAAAAUGUGUAAAACUAGCAAUAUCAUCUCUCUCCAAUUUUGAUUUUAAUUCCUUGUGCUCUCUUCCUCAUUCUGAUCUGUGCAUUGAAUCAAUGUAAAAACCAAAUGAACUGUCAUCGUCAGCUGCUUGGGGCAUGUUUGAUAACUCAACUCUUGGUCAAAAUAAACUUCAUUUUUAUA